UGCUGGCGGUAGCUGCUGUGCGCAAAUGGAAGGUGAAGCAGAUGGACAUCGUAACCGCUUUUCUGUACGGCAUUGUGGAAGAGGAGGAGUACAUGGUUCAACCACCUGGCUAUGAGGAUGGAACCGGUCGUGUCUGCAAACUUAACAAGGCCAUCUAUGGCUUGAAGCAGGCCCCGAGAUGCUGGUACAACAGGCUGGCCAGUGCACUGGAAGGGAUUGGAUUCCGUGCGAGUGCAUGCGACGAGAGCCUAUUCCUGAUGGCGAGGGGGAGUCGCUUGUGCUUCUGCUGGUGUACGUGGAUGACAUCCUGCUCUUCAGCAGCAGUGACAAGGAGAUCGAUGGGGUGCAGCAGAAGCUCACAGAGCAGUUCAAGUGCAAGUCACUUGGAGAGGCAAGGUACUACCUGGGAAUGCACAUUGAGCGGGAUACUGAACGUGGCUGGCUCAAACUGCAUCAGGGACAGUACAUCAACACCUUGGCUGAGAAGUACUCUCUGCAGGAAGAACGGGAAGUGGUUACACCUUUGCCUUCCGAGUUCAAACUCAUAAAGGCAGCUGAAGGAGAAGGAGUUGAGUGUGAAGACCAGAGGCAAUUCCAAUCCAUGGUCGGGAGCCUACUCUACGCUGCUGUGCAUACUCGGCCUGACAUCAGCUUUGCUGUGGGACAGCUGGCUCGAGUAGUGCAAAAUCCAACAGAAGAGCAGUGUGGUGCAGCGGAGAGAGUGGUGCGCUACCUCAAGUCAUACCCUACAGUGGGAGUACAGUAUUCAGCCUCUGCUCAACUCAGUCAGAAAGGAUGAUUCAACUUUCAGUGGAAAGCUGACGCUGCAAGCUAUAACAUAUCCGAUUUUCAGAUCGUUUCAUCGAUUGGAGUUUUGGAUAUAGCUUUUCGAAGGUCGCGAGUUUUCUGGGCGUCAUAACGAAGUGCUGCAGAAAUUUCCAAGGAGCCAUUGAAUCAUCUGCUUCUAGCCUUCUCUAACCAACAUGUUCUUCCUUGCUUGUGUAAUUUACACCUUAAAACCUGCAGCUUCCUAGUGAGCCACAGCCUGCGCAGUCUAUCGUUGUUCCACACCAUGUGAACCUUGACCUUCAGCUCCGGAUCCUGAAAGGAAAGCGCCUUGAGCAUCGCAGCCUCAACAACUGGA
Closterium sp. NIES-67 is the source of this 1144-nucleotide messenger RNA. NCBI's taxonomy places the organism in Eukaryota, Viridiplantae, Streptophyta, Zygnematophyceae, Desmidiales, Closteriaceae. The record is from the annotation of a GenBank genome assembly.